Messenger RNA from Kwoniella shivajii, 2787 nucleotides. RefSeq lists its product as uncharacterized. The coding region runs from base 1 to 2787 and encodes 928 amino acids. The record is from RefSeq and is a predicted model, not a curated record. The transcript is spliced from 5 exons. Gene Ontology annotation, molecular function: protein binding. NCBI's taxonomy places the organism in Eukaryota, Fungi, Basidiomycota, Tremellomycetes, Tremellales, Cryptococcaceae.
AUGUGGAGAUCAAGCAUAGCGAGGAAAGUGAUUCGAUUACGAGCUAUCAGAUCACAAAGGUAUCUACACAACUAUGAUCCACCUUAUCCUUCUUCUUCAUUACCAGUAUUGACCCAUCUUCCGGAGGGAUCAGGAACCACUCGCCAAUUCCCACUAUAUCAACCUCCUCCACCGGGUGAAUAUAUACCAUUGACAAAAGAGACAUUACGACAACUUCCUUCGGAAGAAUCGUUAAAUAGACAAGUGAAAAUCAGAGUCACUAAAAAAGCAAUAGAAGGAUUACCUGAACUGACAGAAGAUGACCUCAAAGAUUUUUACACCGAUCUAGUCAAGACUGGUACGCAAGGGGAUAUCAUUCUACCCAGUUUACAAUCACCGGAAGAUAGAUUGAAGCUACCUUUGAGCAGAGAGGAGAAAGAAGAUAUCUUGAGACAUUUGGAAAAUCGAUUAUUAUCCUCUGACGAACAAUUUCCCCGUAAUUCCAUCGGGAAAGGAACCUUCUCAGAAGGAAAUGGAGUAGAAAAUGGCUUGGUACAAAGUGAAUUGCCCAAACAUUACAAGAUCUUUGGUGUGUUGGCUCAACUUGCUAUUCCGGAAGAAAGUACAUCUGGCUCUGGCUUAGCAGGUCCAAGUGGAACUAGUAAAUCUCCUGCUGGAAAUGCAGUAUCUGAGAUCCCACUCGGCCUGGUCAGUAGGAAAGAAUGGGACGUCCUAUUUGAAGAGUUCAUUGUAAGAGGAGAUGCUAGAGGUGCUGAAGCCCUUUUGGAUGUUAUGACCCUACAUGGAGUACCUAUUGAUCAGGAUAAGAUCAACGAUAUAAUGAAAGUUGAUGCUGCUGCCGGAAGCGUUGAGGAAAUUAGUCGAUUGACAGCAGAGUUGGCCAACAGUGGAUUGGAGAUCACGAAUUCACACAAAGAUCUUUACAUACGUUCGCUGAUACAGCAGUCCCCUUCGCUGCCACAAAAUGCAAUAUCGCAUCUCAUAUCAGCUGAGACAGCUGGUCAACCAUAUCCUCAAUCAUCCUAUCAUGUAGUGUUACAGCAUUUAACACAACCAUCACCUAACUCUCAUCCAAAUGCAAACACAAGAUCACUAGCAUGGGAUUUAUUCACCAAUAUGCGAUUAUCAGCUCAUCCGACACCGACAAGGGAAGUGUAUACGGCAAUGAUUAGGACAUGCUCCGAAGCGAGUCAACCUGAACCUGAAAGAGCUCGUGAUCUCUGGAUCGAAAUGAUCGAAUCCGAAAAAAUACAGCCUACAAGAGAAGAGUAUAGUGCAAUCAUAAGAGCAUUAGGUUCGACCAAAAAAGAUUAUCUAGAAGCGUUCGAUUUGUUAAGACAAAUGUUAGCUAAACAUCACGAUGCCGUCUACACUCCUUUCUCAGAGGACAAUGACCAGUUACCUAAAUUCUCUGAAUACGUCCCGACGUUAGAUACAUUCACUGCUUUAUUGGAAGGAACGAAAAGAGCGGGUGAUCUCAACAGAGCAAGAUGGGUAUUGACCGAAACUGUCAAACUUGCUAGAACGGGAUAUCUGUUAGGUUCAGAAGAAUGGAGAAAAGGUAUAGAUGCAGAUUUGUUAAGUGGUGUAUUCAUGACCUAUGCCUCGUGGAAACCUCUCGUCAGAAGGAAUAUCGUAAAACUGAAGGAAGGCGAAAACGAGAUUCAGCCAUCAAAUCACGACAUCAAGAAGGAAGAAGCAAAUCUCACCGCGGAGACGGAAGAAGCGGCUGCAAAACUAGAAGAAAAAUGGUUGGAUAUGAAUGUCCUCGAAGAAUUGGUUGAAUCGCCUUCAUCUACUCAGUCAGAAUCAAUCCAAAAUCCUUCUACUUCUGAAUCAGACUCUGCUCUUACUCCGCAAUCGUCUGCGGAUGCUCUACGCGAAGCGACCGCGUUAUUUCACCGUAUAAUCGACGACAUAUCAGCUCAACCCAAUACUGAUGACUAUCUCCCUUUCCAAGAUGUCGUAAUAGGUCCAAAAUUGAUCAACUCGUACAUCUCUGUUCAUCUCGUCCAUUCACCUUCCCUGUCUGCAACCAAAAAGGCAUACGAAGAAGCUUGGUCUUCCGUUAUACAGCUUACCAAAGGCAGUGUCAAACCCAAUGGAUGGACAUACCUCCAAAUCUUGGAGAAGUGUGCGCAUGGUGGUCGAUCUGGAAUAGCCGAAUCUGAUAGAGCAGUAGGCUUUGAAUGGGGACAAGAGAUAUGGAAGGAAUAUAUCGAAUGGGUUGGAUCCUAUAAAGCGGAAAUCGAGAGGAUAGGAGAACCUUCAAUAAAAUCAAGAAAGAAAUGGCUAGCUGGAUUAGGUGAUAGACAAAUUGAAAGAACUUGGAGAUCUGCUAUACGAUUAUUUGCUUUACAUGGGCAAACGUCAAAAUCAUUGUCACUUUUGGAAGAGUUCUACUCGCUAUACCCACCAGAAGACAUCACGAAAGCCUAUAAACCAUUACCUGAAUUAGGAUUAAAGAUCAAAUUAUCAACUCCGUCAUCAAUGAUAGAAGCUGAUGUUCCUCCUUAUAUGUUAUUUGAUGAUAUAAGAUUACUACAUCAAAGAUUGGUAAAAGAAGAAAAAUGGAAAGAAGUGAAUAAAGUUACAUUCAUCAUGAAAAGUUAUCAAGGUUACUUGAAGAAAAGAAGAGAUUGGAGAUUCAAGGGCGUUGGCCAAGGUAGAGAAAUUUGGAAAAACAUGUAUGAGCAGAGAGAAAGGAAGAGACUCGAUAAUCAUGAUGGCAAAAAAGCGAUUGAGAGUGGACAGGGCAGGCACGUAGAUAUUGAUGAGGUUGACUAG